CUUCGCCCCCGUCCACUCAAGUUUGAACAAUGGCGUCAGCAGCCACCUUCCUUCUGAUCAUCGCUGCAGCCGCAUGGACAUCGCUAACCGACGCCGCACCCUCACCGCCUCCAUUCGUCCCACCGCCGCCGUGCGCACCGCCGCAAUCGGCGGUGGCGUUUCUCCGCGCGCGCUGUGCAACCACGCUGUACGCCGUGGCCUGCUACGAGUCCCUCCUCCCGUACGCGUGCAUAUUCCAGACCAGCCACGUCAAGCUCGCCCGCGCCGCCGGCGACGUCAACGCGGCCUGGCUCCGCUCGAUCUCCAAGCGCGUCAAGGAGCUCGUCGCCCGCGGCGCUGCUGGUGGUGGCGGCACGGCCGGCGGGGCCAAGUCGGCUGCGCUCCGCGACUGUGCCAGCACGGUCUCGUCGGCCGCCGGCCUGGCCAAGCAGUCGGCGGCCGAGCUGGCCAAGCUCGACGUCGCAGGAACCACCGCCGGGAGAAGCCAGGUCCGGUGGGCGAUUUCCAACGCCCAGACGUGGCUCAGCGCGUCCAUGACGAAUGAGGCGACGUGCGCUGACGGGCUCGCGGAUACUGGCGCCGCAGCGUCGUCGCCGGUUGCGAGGGAGGUGAUGGUCGCAGUCGUUGGAACCAAGGAGCUCACCAGCAACACUCUCGCACUUGUUCGUGGGAUACCGGUUCCUCCAUGAUUCACCGGUGUAACGACAAACGGCUCAUGAUUUCUUUAGACGCUCGAAGAUAGAUUUUUUUUAUUACCUGCACUUAAAUAGGAACACUUCGUAACGACGAGAUGAAGGCAGGAUUUAGGUUUCAUUUGGCAUAGCUUAUUCAGCAGCCUCUUGAGCUAGUUCAAGUUAUUUUGUGCAUCUCAAAUGGUUUUACGUGUGAAGUUUUUUAAAAUAUAUAUGCUCUUACAAGGGGUAGACGUGAGAUGAGUGAUGACGC
Zea mays is the source of this 945-nucleotide messenger RNA. RefSeq names its product pectinesterase inhibitor 10. NCBI's taxonomy places the organism in Eukaryota, Viridiplantae, Streptophyta, Magnoliopsida, Poales, Poaceae. The coding region runs from base 30 to 689 and encodes 219 amino acids. Gene Ontology annotation, biological process: negative regulation of catalytic activity. The record is from RefSeq and is a predicted model, not a curated record. Gene Ontology annotation, molecular function: enzyme inhibitor activity. The transcript has a single exon.